AUGUUUGUGAAAAUAGUUUCAUUGAAAAUAAAAUAAGUUUUUAGGUGAACUCCCAAGAUAUUCCGAAGCUCGAAGAAAAGCUGGUGUCUCUGAGUGAGGUUAGUGGUAUUUACCAGAGUAAUCGAAUAACUGUAUCGAAAUUCGAAGGUUUGCAGGUGGACGAGCAAGCCGUUGAUCAGGCCAUUCGGUCGUUCGAGCCAAAAGAUCUCCCGGAGUUUUCUCUAGGAGACAAGCUGAAGCAAAUUCGAGACACCUUUCACGCAAAGUGCGUUUCAGGAACAAUUAAUAAAAAAUAAAAUAAAAAACCACUGAAUGUAUUUUGAAAAUUAAAGGAGCGGAACAUUUUUCUAGGAGCUGCUUCAUCUUGGAAACUAGCCACGAAGCACAAGUUUGAAACACAUUGAUAAUUUUUUUCAUAAAGACUCUCAUAAAAUCAAUUUCAUUUUCGACUCACUUUGAAAAAUUGGAUUUUAAAAAAUAAAAAUGUAUUUUGUCUAGGGACUACGAAGGGAUUGAGAGCAAUCUGAAAAGAGACGGGUCCGAUUGGGCAAAGGCGCAGUUGGCGACAUUGAGCAAAAUGAGCCCGACAUCUCUGAAAGUCACGCACAGACAGCUUAUGAAUGGCUCUCAGAUGAGUUUCUCCAAGGUUUAUCAUUCUUUUUUUUGAUAAACAAUUCCAGUUCGUUUCAGAUCUUCACAAUGGAGUAUCGAUUGACGCAAAGAUUUGUAAAUGACAAAGACUUUCACGAAGGCUGUCGUGCGAGUGAGUUUCGAUCCGUUCGUGUUGCUUUCGAAGACUAUCCAAGAAACAAUUGAACUGCAAGCUUUUCAGUUCUCAUCGACAAAGAUCGAAAUCCGAAAUGGGAUCCAGCUCGACUAGAGGACGUCACAGAAAAGACGUUAGAUCACUAUUUCGAACCUUUGCCUCAUAACGAAGAUUUGAGGUCAUUUUACCUUUUCAUUUUGUUCUGUGAGCUCAGAAUUUGCAGGAUUCUCAACAGCGCGCCGAAGCUCUAA
Caenorhabditis auriculariae is the source of this 1017-nucleotide messenger RNA. NCBI's taxonomy places the organism in Eukaryota, Metazoa, Nematoda, Chromadorea, Rhabditida, Rhabditidae. The record is from the annotation of a GenBank genome assembly.